AUGGAGAAUAACGGAAGAACAACAAACAACCUGCCGCACAGUGAGUUUAGCGGGCGGUGUAGACUUUUAACGGUUGCGCAUCGUCGCAAGAUGGCGCCGACCGUGUGUGAAAACCGUGGAAAGGUGUGCGUUCGUCGGUUAUGUCGGUACAAUGGUGCGAUGCUGUGCGGAACGUUGGUAACAGUUGCGGUGUUGGUGCUGUUUGCACCGCACCCCGUGCAGGGCCAGCGCCCGCUAGGGAAUGCUACCUUCGGUGCGUCACACAACUCGUCCGGCGUGAUAAAUGUCCAUCCGGUGCUAACAACCAGCACCACCACCUCGACCGAGGCAACGCCACGCUCCAUGUUUCCGGCGUCUUCGUCCGGGUUCGAGGACGAAUCGUUCGAGGACGAUAGUUCCGAUCUGGAGGAGCACGACCAUGAUGACCACGAUGAGCACCAUCAGGAGGAGCACGGUGGGCAUAGUAGUGGCGGUGGCGGCAUCGGUACCUUUCCCCAGCCGAACGAGGUAAAUGCCGGUGCGAGCCGGAACGGGGGUCACGAUGGUGCACCGAUCGGUUCCCGGCAGCCUGGCAGCCGGCUGAUCAAUCCCUACUUUCCAACGCCCGCCUCCACGCAGGGUGGUUCGAAAACGACCGAACCACAGAACGGGCGACGGUUUAAUCCGGCCCGGCCGGGCCGCGGACGCAAAACGUCACCAAUCAACGAACUGCGCAAGUUGAGCAAGAUUUCGACCACCAACAUGAAUGGGCUGGAAUCGGGCGGUGAACCAAUAUCGUACGGUUCGACGACACACAGACGGGGUCAAACGGUGCACCAUGGUAGUGGUGCGAAUGCGUACGGGAAGGAGAAUGCGGGAGAGCGUGGUGGGAAUGGUGGCGGUGAUGGAACGGCGGAUGGGACGGAUACGAGAGGAAGCACUGGGCAGGAGCAGCAGCGUGGACGCGGUGCAGCGGAUCAUGGUAACCGGGGUCGAUCGGAUGCUGGCCGCGGACAUGGAGUUUUGAUGCAAUCGCCUGGAUACUAUACGGUCGGUUCGUCCUACAAUCGGCAGGGUGAUGAUCCGCUACGAACGUUACGGGCCCGUUACAAUGAAGAGCGGUACCACAACUCCGUCACGGACCAGGGCUCCGAGAUGGACGAGAUACUGGGCAUGAAGUGUAACUUUGAGUCGGAAUGUGCGUGGACGUGGGAUGAAAACGAUCAGCACGGUUUCCAGGUGGUAACUGGGAUGAAUCUAACCGAAUCGAACCGUACCGGACUGAUGCCGGGCCCCGGUGCUGAUCCGGCCCACAAUGCUAAUGGACACUUUCUUCACCUACGACUCACGCAAGACAGUCAACCGCAAAUACUCACCUCACCGGUGUUUGGUGCGACGAAGGAAAACUGCUACCUGGAGGUGUUUACCCAUCAGAGCGCAAUGCAUCACGGCAGUAUACGUAUCGUGAUUGAAACGAUAGGGAAUCAGGAAUCGAGCUGGGUGCCGGCCGAAAUUAUGGGCAACGAUCUACGCCGCUGGCAGAUAAAUACCUUCCGCAUCGAUCGCAUUUCGAAGGACUUUAAGGUGCUGUUCGAGGUGGUACCGAACAAGCUGGGCGGACAGGCACGUGGGCAUGUAAGUGUGGAUAACUUGCGGAUGGUGAACUGCUUCCCGGACUCGAUCAGCACCAACAACUGUAGCUACUCGCAGGUGCAGUGCACUGCUAGCAAGGUUCCCGUGUGCAUCAAAACACCAAAGAUCUGUGACAUCACAGUGGACUGCGAUGAUAGUGAGGACGAGACGUUAAAUUGCGACAAAAUUCCAUUCGGAGGUCGCUGUGACUUCGAAUCCGGCUGGUGCGGUUGGCAAAACUAUGGUAACGUUAUCCUGUCCUGGGCGAGACACUCCGGUCCAACGCCGACUGAGAAGACGGGCCCGGAUAUGGAUCAUACGCACGAAAACUCCAACGUAACCGGAUACUACAUGUUUGUCAACAUGAACCAGCACGCGAACGAUAGCGAGAAGAAAACGCUCGUUGGAUUGGCCAGCAAUGCGAUCAUGAAUAGUGUCGUCUUUAAUCCUCCCCCGUUGGUACAUACGAACGCAAGCUCACCGUACAGAAACUCGUGUGUGGUACGCUUCUACGUCCACCAGUACGGCAUGAACCCGGGAAGUAUCAAUCUGUCCAGCGUGGAGAUUCGGGAAAAGGAAAACUUUACCACCACGCUCUGGUGGAGCUCGAAGAAUCUAGGCGAAGACUGGGUGCGGGUGGACAUUAUCCUACCGAACAUUACCACCAAGUACUAUCUACAGUUCGAGGCACGCAUGGGAAUGCGCAUCUUUUCCGAUGUGGCGAUAGACGAUUUUUCCCUCAGCCCGGAGUGUUUCGGUUUGAACAUACCGGCGGAACAUCUGCACGGGUACAACUACUGGGAUCCACGGAUAGGUGGUGCCAAGCAGCCGCACAAAGAUUUCGUAGGAAAGUCAUUCCUGGAACUCAAUACCUGCGGUGCGAAGGGUCAGCAAGGUCCAACGCCGGCCGAUUGUCUGUCGUCCUACAACAAUACGGAAGCGUUCAGUGCGGUGCACGUUAUAGACAGCCAUCCAUUCAAGGGUAUCCAGGCGUGGAAGGUACCGAACGAGGGUUACUACACAAUUAUUGCCAAAGGUGCUGGAGGUGGGCUUGGAUCCGGUGGCGUUGGUUCCUCCCGCGGUGCGAUGGUUCUGAGCGUGCUGGAGCUACACAAGGAUGAGGAAAUUUACAUCCUGGUCGGACAGAGUGGAGAGCACGCGUGUAUUAAAUCGAUGGGCUACCGGGACGAGUCCUGUGAGAUGCGGAACAAGCAGCUCAACAUGGACACCUGGAUGCACUCGAAGACGCAGCAGGUGAAGAACACGAUCAUUGAGGAAGGUGCUGGUGGAGGUGGUGGUGGGACGUAUGUGUUUUUGUUGAACUCCGCAAACACAGCUGUCCCAUUGCUGGUGGCCGGUGGUGGAGGUGGACUCGGUGUGGGUCGCUAUCUGGACGAUGAUAUCCAGCACGGCAAGAAGUAUCUGUCGUUCAAGAAGGAUGUCUCGGGUACGGCCCACGGAGAAUCCACUCGACAGGCCGGUCCUGGCGGUGGUUGGCGUGCUCAGGCCGAUAUGGGACUCGAUCCGCACUAUGGCGCAUCGCUGCUGGAGGGUGGUCGCGGUGGACUUCCGUGCUAUACACCGCGAGGAACGCAUGGACAGGGUGGGUUCGGUGGUGGCGGUGGAGGAUGUGAUACGGGAGGUGGUGGUGGUGGAUACUCCGGCGGUGAUACGAUGAUCAAUUCUACCAACGGUGAAGGCGGAUCCUCCUUUAUGGCAUCGAAGCGCAACGUACCGGAACUGUCGAUGGAGUUUACCGGAGCAAAUGGUGGCCAUGGAGCGGUACUGAUCAUACCCGCCAUACAGGGCUGUGGAUGCGACUAUCGAUGUGUUGCGCUCGACGAAUACCGGGCAACGGUGGGAUGCAUCUGCCCGGAUGGAUGGACACUCAAGCCGGACAAUUAUACGGCAUGUGAAUUGCCCACGGAAACGGUGGAAAUGAAGUACCUAAUAAUGUUCUUUGUCGUCGUUGUGCUCGUACUCUGUGCCGCACUGGCUAGUCUUAUACUAAUACUUUAUAAUCGUUACCAAAGAAAGCGUCAGGCGGCUCUGAGGCAUAAGAUGCUGCUGGAGCAGGACCUGCAGCUAAGCCGGCUGCGCAGUACGGCCGACGAUUCGGCACUGACCAACUUCAAUCCGAACUAUGGUUGUGAUGGCAUCCUGAACGGGAAUGUAGAUGUGAAGAGUCUGCCACAGGUAGCUCGUGAAAGUUUGCGUUUGGUGAAAGCUCUUGGGCAAGGUGCUUUCGGUGAGGUGUACCAAGGUCUGUACCGUCAUCGUGAUGGUGACGCAGUGGAGAUGCCCGUAGCGGUAAAAACAUUGCCAGAAAUGUCGACCGGACAGGCAGAGUCCGAUUUCUUGAUGGAGGCGGCCAUUAUGGCAAAGUUCAACCAUCCGAACAUUGUGCAUCUGAUAGGCGUUUGCUUCGAUCGCCAUCCAAGAUUCAUUGUGCUCGAGCUUUUGGCUGGAGGUGAUCUGAAGAACUUCCUCCGGGAAGGUCGUAAUAAACCGGAACGUCCCUCGCCACUCACGAUGAAAGAUCUGAUCUUUUGUGCGCUGGACGUCGCCAAAGGCUGUCGGUACAUGGAAAGCAAGCGGUUCAUUCACCGUGACAUAGCCGCCCGGAACUGUCUGCUUAGCAGCAAGGGUCCCGGCCGCGUGGUAAAGAUUGCUGACUUCGGUAUGGCGCGUGACAUCUACCGCUCGGACUACUAUCGCAAGGGUGGCAAAGCGAUGCUCCCGAUCAAGUGGAUGCCACCGGAAGCAUUCCUGGACGGUAUCUUCACCUCCAAGACAGACGUCUGGUCCUUCGGUGUGUUGCUUUGGGAAGUUUUCAGCCUUGGUCUGAUGCCGUACACCGGUUUGCCCAACCGCGACGUGAUGCAGCUGGUAACGGGUGGUGGUAGACUUGACGCUCCCCAGGGCUGCCCAAUGGCCGUGUACCGCAUCAUGGCGGACUGUUGGAACCCAACGCCGGAGGAGCGUCCAUCGUUCUCGAACCUGCUCGAACGGCUAACGACGUGCACGCAGGACCCGGAAGUGAUGAAUGCCCCACUGCCGAGCUUCUUCCGACCACCGUCAAAUGAGCGCGAUACGACGAUAAUGCGCCCGCCUGGGAACGAUGACUUCUGUCUGCAGGUGCCCAACUCCUCGGACUAUCUGAUACCGCUGCCUGGGCCACGUUCUGUUGCGGAACGUUUGCUGAGCGAAGCGACCGGUGUCACCAUUCCGGAUACGCUGAUGACCUGUACGCCACCGAAGAAUGCAUCGCCGCGUAUCGUGAACGGUCAUACGGUGGUUGUGUCGAAUGCUCUGGUAGGACAUGGUGGUCCUCCACAGCAACAACCACUUACGACUGUCACUGAUGGCGCUUGCUGGGAAACGUCCUUCAUCCGUAAACACCCGGGACAGGCAUGUCCGGCCGGUGUUCCACUACCACCACCGCCGGUACUCGAUCCGGCCGAAGCAGUCCUUCCACCAAACGGUCCCACGAUGAUUCCACCUGUACCGGAUGUAGCUGAUAAGCUGAUUUCGCUCGAUACUCCGCAACAGACACCGACCGCCAUACAACCGCCCAUCUCGUUCAGCAAUCCAAUCAGUGAGCUUGGCGAUGGUUCACCGCCUGGUCAACCGAAUGGUGGACCGUUGACGAACGGAAACGGUCACAACCAUGGUCCACCGAUGGUGGAGUCACCGAUAGAAACGGCGAAGCUGCUCAGUAGUAUACCGCCACCGAUAACGCUCGACCCGGCGGCACUCAGUAUGCAGCAGAACCAUGUCGUCGGUACGUCCUACGCCAACAUCCGCAUGAUGAGCAAUGCGAACGGGAAUGGCUCGAACCACAACCACACCAACCACAACAACAACAACAACCAUGGCGAUCAUGGCGUUAUUGUGGAUAAGCUCAGCGGAACCGGGGGCAUGGUGAUGACGACCAUACCGGGCUACAGUAACGGGCCGACAGGCAAUGGUGGCAUUAAUGGUGGUAAUGGCGGUGGCAACGGUAGCACCAAUCACAACACCAACGGACACCAUGGACAUGGUCACGGUGGUGGCAAUGGGGGUAAUGGUGGAAGCGAUAAAGGGUCGGGUGGCGGUGGUGGUCAGGAUCCUUCCAGACAGGCGGCACCCUUUACGAUCCAGACGUUCAGCGAGCGGUACAUCAGUCCGGAAAAUCAUUCCGAAAUUAGCUGUUAA
Anopheles maculipalpis is the source of this 5808-nucleotide messenger RNA. It is a transcript of the gene Alk, whose product is annotated as tyrosine-protein kinase receptor. Bases 1 to 5808 code for a protein of 1935 amino acids. The transcript has 13 exons. Gene Ontology annotation, biological process: cell surface receptor protein tyrosine kinase signaling pathway; positive regulation of kinase activity; multicellular organism development. Gene Ontology annotation, cellular component: membrane; signaling receptor complex. Lineage: Eukaryota; Metazoa; Arthropoda; Insecta; Diptera; Culicidae. The record is from RefSeq and is a predicted model, not a curated record. Gene Ontology annotation, molecular function: ATP binding; protein binding; transmembrane receptor protein tyrosine kinase activity.